Dicentrarchus labrax (European seabass) is the source of this 3550-nucleotide messenger RNA. It is a transcript of the gene batf2, whose product is annotated as basic leucine zipper ATF-like transcription factor 2. The record is from RefSeq and is a predicted model, not a curated record. The coding region runs from base 328 to 1671 and encodes 447 amino acids. Lineage: Eukaryota; Metazoa; Chordata; Actinopteri; Moronidae. The transcript is spliced from 3 exons. Gene Ontology annotation, cellular component: nucleus. Gene Ontology annotation, molecular function: DNA-binding transcription factor activity, RNA polymerase II-specific; RNA polymerase II cis-regulatory region sequence-specific DNA binding. Gene Ontology annotation, biological process: regulation of transcription by RNA polymerase II.
UCAUGUUGCAUCACUCCCUAAUGCCAAACCUCCUGCGCAAAAAAGCUCUCACACAGCCCGCCUGAGAGUUUCACUCCCUGCCACACAUUUACAGACUCAACUGGUCACCAAGCACACUUCAGUUUGCACCACGAACAGUACAGCACUGCCCGUGGAGGAGCCUGGACUCUUUUUCUGUCGUCCAGAGUCAAUCAGAGUUCAACCGGAGGCUGCAGGCAGGAGCGCCAACUUCAGGGUUUGGAUGGGAGAGGCUCUACCUGUGCGGAUGAUCCGAGCUGGGUGAAGGUUCAUCCUGCUGGUGGACAGUCGGUCGGCCAGCCAAGACUGAUGCGGAGGGAAGAGAUGUCUCCGUUAUUCAUGGACACCGGGUACGAACCCAACAGCCCCGGCUCAGUAUCAGCUGAGGAGAGCCACAGCAACACCGCUGGAUCGGAGAGAGAGGGAGAGGGACAACAGACGGGAAAGAGAGGGACAAAAAGACAAGAAAAGAACAGAGACGCUGCGAGGAAGACCCGGAGAAAACAAACAGAGAGAGCGGACGAACUUCAUGAGGAGCUCCAGGGUCUGGAGCGAUCAAAUUCAGCCCUUCACAAGGAGAUUGCCUCAUUGCAAAAAGACCUCCAACUCUACACAGCAGCUCUGGAGCGCCACAAGCCUUUCUGCUGCCUCAAAGACUCUGCAUCCAGCUCCAGCUCAACAACCUGCCUCUCGGGUUCCCCCUCAGCUGGCUGUCAGACCCCCUCCAGCCCUCCUCGAGUACCUCCUCAGGCCUCAAGCUCCUCUCAUGCUGCUGCCCCUUCACUCUCUACCUCCCUAACCUCCAGCCUGGGUCCUCAAACCCUUGACUGUGUGGGAGGCACUUGUCUUUCCUCUUCAACUCCUGCUCCAACAACUACAACAUUAGCCUCAGCUGCCGGCUUGUCUUCAGAACUCUUCAAGUCCUCCGGGUCUGUAGUCGUUCCUUAUUCUGUCUCUUUUUCUACAGUCGCGGCUCCUCACUCUUUGUUUAGUGAUGAUCCUCCUACUCAAAUCACAUCAAGGGAGACAAAUGUUGCGCCUGUUUGCACCAGCCUCAUUUCCAGCACUGUACCCUCCAGCUCUCUCACCGUAGCUGGUCAGCCUCAAUCGAGUCAAGGCGCCAUCCAUGAACGUUCUUCAAUGCCAGCAAACGCUUGUUUCUCUACUCUUCACCUUGAUGCACUGGAUGCCUUUCUUACAGGUUCACCUAAUGUAGCGUCCCCUUGCUCCCAUUUAGUGGCAGAGAACGCAGGUCUAGUGGCGCAAAGUUGUCCCAUGAAUGUGCCCCAGCUACACCGAGGUCACUUCAGGGGAAGUCCAAUCAAUUCAAGUCAGCUGCCCUCUCUUUUACUGCCAGCGCAUCAAGAUCCUGCUCCUCAGGCCUUCUCAGUGUCCCCACAGGCAAACUUAGCGGCGUCUCCAGCCUCUGCUUUUGCCUUAAAGCCAAGUUAUAGUCAACAUGUUGCGCCCAAUCCUGCGUCUCUGCUUUCCCUGCUCACCGUCCCAAGUCCCCUUAGCAUGUCUCAGACUACCUCCAGCAACUUUGAUGGACCUCCUUCUCAACCCCUGCCCUCACUGCCACCAUUGGGGGAUCCCUUAAGAGAUCUCUCCCUUUCAGAACUCCUAGACGUCAAUGAUUGGAUACUACAAUGAGUGGGACUAGUAACCAGUAGCACUACAUGCCACAUUGUAAAGAAAGACCUGUUAAAUUGUGUCAAAAUGGACAUAUAUUAUAUGUAUAUUUAUAUAUGUGUACAUUUUCAGUGUUGUUCCAAAUGGCAGCCGAGGCUUCUUACGAUUGAGAUCUUCUGAAAGAACUGCAACACAACUUAUUAAAAGUGAAAAUACAAUGCUAAGGGACAUCCGUCUUGACAUCAGAACAUGAUUGAAUGAAUCCAAACACAUGUCUGGGCUGUUGCUCAUAUUCAGCUUUCAGUGUAGUACAUUUAAAACGGCCUAGCUGAGGUUUUUUACUCCUUGACUACAGCUGCUAAAAUCUCUAAAUUAGCUGGGUAACAGGCCAAAACUCAAUAAAUAUAAUACUACUGCAAUAAAUGAGCUACUUAUAGAUGAAAUGUGAACCAACUAUGCAAUGAAAUCCAGCAGCAUAGUUUUUCUUCUUUUGCACCAGAGACACUGAGAAACUGACUUUUGAAACAUUGACGUGUAAUUUUAGAUAGGGUGGAGUGCUCACUUCCUUGCAACUUCAACGAAAUGUCAUUAGGAGAAAUUUCCAUCUGUGCCUCAUCUGAGCCACAGUGUGAACUUAUGAAUCGUCAGACAGCCCUGGCCUUGCUGCCGGAAAAUGUUUUUCAACCCCUUUUCUUUUUAACUAGUUUAAAAUCAGACACACACACGUCUCACAUAUUUUGCUGCUACUGAUCAUUUAUUUAUGUAUUGCAAUAUUUGACACCAGCAAAAGUCAGUUGAUCUGAUGUUUUUUUUUAAGCUACAACUUUCCUUUCAUUUCCUAUGAUAAAACUAUCUCUUUUCUUUCCCUUCAAAUAAUAGAACUGCAUUAUUUCUACUUACUGUAAUUAUGCUCCUACAUGAUCCAUUGUUAAUUUUUUAUCUUUUAGGCUUUGCUUGCGGGGAAAAAAUGCUCCAAUGUCUCCAAAGAGACUAAAUGAAUGUCUCUUGGGUUUAUUUGAUUCACUGCAAACAGUAAAUAGAUUGGACAACUGUAUUAUUUAUCUGUCUUAUGUACCUGUAUCAAGGUGCACAUUCCCAAAUAAAAGUGUGCUUAACUGAACAAACACAGAGGGCCAAUAGAGGCUCACAGCCCCCUAGUGGUUAAAUCCAACCAUGGCUGCAUGGACAAUUUAUGUGCCAACUCGAGACCCAUAUUGGCAGUUACUGCGUGAUCAAAUCCAGCCAGAUGUAUGCAUGAGAUCAUGUGGUUUUGGAUUACCUUGGGAUAAUGUUUUACAGGCAGAGCUGUUUUAACAGGCAGUAACACUGACGGCUGGCCCGCAUUGAUCUGUGAGGGAGGGAAACAGUAAGCAGCAGGAGGAGGUGAUGAGGUUGUCAGGCACCGAUUCAUUAGGGAUGAUGAUAGUGACGGGGUCAUCAAACACCCGUGUGGGGCUAAACCUAUGAUAAAAAUGUUUGUAUAAUUAAUAAUUCUCUUACUGUGCUCAUUUGUAGUGAGUCAAAUGAGAGAAAUCCCUGUAGCUGACAGUAAGUCGGGGCUGCUCAAACCUGUUGUUACUGUUACUGGUACUGCUGUAAGGAAAUGAAAAGUGGACAGUAAUUAGUUGGGAGAUGUAGUUGAGUUUCUGCACAUUGAUUGUAUUAAUUUGACGAUUUUGGUUUUUCAAAUGAUUAUUUACAUAGAUUGCUGUGCUUUAUACACACUAUGUUUGUAGAUAUAUAGAAAAUAUAUGAGGGUUUACACCAUAUAGAGGUUUCUGAUGUAGUGUGAGUUAUGACCAUGUUGUAUUUAUCAUGCAGUAGAUUAAUAUAUUUAUGCUAUAAUGCUAGUUGAAAAAGAAAACCUAAUUAUAAAUAAAUAAAAAUAUUAUAACAUGUU